Scylla paramamosain (green mud crab) is the source of this 960-nucleotide messenger RNA. RefSeq names its product general transcription factor II-I repeat domain-containing protein 2A-like. Lineage: Eukaryota; Metazoa; Arthropoda; Malacostraca; Decapoda; Portunidae. Gene Ontology annotation, molecular function: protein dimerization activity. The record is from RefSeq and is a predicted model, not a curated record. The coding region runs from base 1 to 960 and encodes 319 amino acids. The transcript has a single exon.
AUGGAAAAGAUUAUGAAGUUAGCCAACUUCUUGAGAGCAUCAUCAUCACUACAGCAUCGGCUACUGCGUAACUUUUUAAGUGAGGUUAGUGCCAGCUAUGAUGAUCUACUCCUGCACAACAAUGUACGGUGGCUUAGCAAGGGCAAGGUUUUGGAAAGAUUUUGGAGUAUCAGAAAAGAAGUACAAGAAUUUCUUAGAAGCCAACAAAGUGCCACCAAAGCAAAUAAGUUUUUAGACUUUUUGGAAGACGAAAAGGAGAUGGAAAAGACAGCAUUCUUAGCAGACAUCACUUUUCAUCUCAAUGCUCUCAAUGUCAAACUACAAGGAAAAAACAACACAGUGUGUGAUAUUAUUUCAUCUGUUCAGGCUUUCCAGAAGCUGGAACUUUUCAAAAAUGACUUGUGGGGAGAACUUCAUCACUUUCCCAGACUUUCCCAGGAGCAUACCAAGGGAAAGAAAGGUCAUCAUUAUACUGAAUUUAUUGAUAAACUGAUUGGCAACUUCAAAGAUCGUUUUGGUGAUUUUUCACUAGGAAGUCUGCUGUUGCUUUUUAUUCAGAACCCCUUCAUGGUUUCAAAUGUAAUCUUGUUUUCACACGAAGCAAAACAGGCAUUCAAAUGGGUAAAUGUUGCAUCAGUUCAAAUGGAACUAAUUGAUCUGCAUGAAAAUAUGAUCCUAAAAGAGGAGAGUGCUCAGUAUGAUUCUGUCACAUUCUGGACACAGAAGGUAUCACACAAUUCUUUUCCUAGUCUGCAUAAAGUUGCAGUGCAUGUUCUGACAAUGUUUGGAUCUACUUACAGUUGUGAAUCUGCUUUUUCUACAAUGAAUUUAGUGAAAACCAAAUACCGCUCUAGAAUGACCAAUGAACACUUUCACCAAUGUCUGAGAUUGGCUGUCACAUCCUUUGUUCCAAAGUUCAAGGACAUUGCAAAGAACAAGAAAUGUAACUUUUCACAUUAA